CAUCAAUUUCUCUUUCUCUUUGUUUGUCAUUGAUGUUGGGAAAUAGCUUUUCGAUUUAUAAUUCCUUCGUUUGUGCAUUUACGCUGUAAAUAUCUUAUAAGUUUCAUUGUUCAAGUGAAUGUCUUUUACUCUCGUGACGAUGUGUUCCAUGGAUUUUGGGUUCUAGCAAAAAACUGUGUGUUCGUUUUCUAGGACACAGUGAAGUGAAGUGACGCGCACUACCUUGUCUGAAAGCCAAUAACAAGCUAUAAAUAAACCUGCUACAGCUCACGGUUUGAACAUUUUAAACUUUUAUCCUUUAUUUGUGAUGUACCCGCAUCCCAUCAGCGCGGACGAAGACCAGAAGACGAUUUUGAUACCGAGUGUGAGACUUCUUCACUCAAAAAGAAAAGGCAUAUUCAUACACCCCACGGCUAUGUACAGGAAUAGUACACUUAGCUGCUUAACCAAAGUUUGCAUAACGAUAACAUCGAGAAGUUUGUUUGGGUAAAGUGUUGUUGUUUGGUAUAUAAGGAAGAGAUAAAGAUGAAACUUUUGGAGAGUGGUCGCCUGGAGGCGCUGAGCAGCGCGCUGUCGAUCCUCAACGGCGACAGCGCCGUGCAGGCGCGGGUCGAGAGCUACAGCUGCAAGAUGGCCGGCGGGGAGAAGGCUUUUUACAAGCGCUUCACAGCCGACGGAGAAACAUCUCACGACCUGCAGGCCCUGUCUCCGCCUGAGGGAGUUGCUGCUAGCCACAGUUUGUCCGGAGAUGAAGGGAUGCUGUGUGACACCAUAUGCAGGAAGACUUUAUUCUACCUGAUCGCCACAUUGAAUGCAGCAUUUCCAGAUUAUGAUUUCUCAAUGGCAAAGAGCAGUGAAUUCAGCGCAGAGCCCUCACUCAGCUGGGUGCAGGGCGCGGUGGACGCGGCGCUGUCGGCCGUGGGCGGCGCGCGCUGGCGGCAGCUGCGCCCGGCGCUGUGGGCCGCCGUGGGCGAGGAGGUGCAGCUGCCCGAGUGCCGCAUCUACAGCUACAACCCCGACCUGGCCAGCGACCCCUUCGGCGAGCCCGGCUGCCUGUGGACCUUCAACUACUUCUUCUAUAAUAGGAAGUUGAAGCGCAUCGUGUUUUUCACCUGCAGAGCUAUGAGUCCUGUUUGUGCUGUCGACUCUGGAGUGGACUUUGCCAUGGAUGAAGAUGAAGAAUAUGACUAAAUAGUAGGUACUCGAUCUUGAUAAACAAGACGGCACCAUUUAUCGCAUAAUUUCGAUGUUUACUUUUAACUUGAACCUUUUAUUAUAAAUAUUAAAUACAUUCUAAGUUACUUCUAACCAAUUUUUACUAUUUUUUUCAUGAAAUGGUUAGAACGAUGUACCUGGUUCAUGAUAAUAAUAUUAACCACUUGGGCCAGUAAGUACAAAUAGGUGUAGACGUGUGGUCGUAGCGUAUUUAUCAAUUAUUUGCAACUGUAUGUUUGAUAUAAGUAUGUUAUUAAACGUUCGGCAUUAGCCGCAUCUGCUAGGUUACUGAGAAUAACAACAAUAAGUAGAUUGAUAUGAUAGUAGAUGGGAAGUAGGGAACACGUGCUAAAUAUUUCGAUAAAUCGUGUUCCAAAAUAAACAUAUGUUGGUGACCACUCUUAUAAUAUGUUUCGUGGUGCUUUUUCCUAGUUUUAUUUUACAUUUAUAUUGCAUUUGUCUUAAUAAAUCUCAUGUGAACGUACCUUCUACUACCAUAAAAAAAUGAAUUAAAAUUAUAUUGUAGUAGCCCAAUUCAGUAUUCUAUUUAUUGUCCAAGUGAAUGGAAAGUGAAAACUAAAUGUCACUUUCUAGUGGGUGAACAAAAUUCUGCCCCUACGGGUUUCACACUCAUCCUUUCGCCUUGUUUUGAGUCCAAAUUAAAAUAGUUUUAAGUUGUUUGUCAUUUGAGACAAAAUAUACGUAGAUAUAAUAUGUAUAAUUUAAAUUAUGCUUUUUAUUAUGAGAUUUAUAAGUUGUAAAGAGUAUAAAUGUAAGAAAUAUCAGUUACUUGUGCACUCUAUAUCUCCACUUUGUUACUAAUAUCAAAAGCAUAAUUUAAAAACCACUGUACAAUAAUGUAUUAUGUUCACACACGAGUUUUAUUAUUAUUUAAUACAUUACAUGACUUAGGUACCUACCUGUAACAAUGUUGAAAUAGGCGGAUAUAUUGUUAUAUGAAUGCAGUUGGUGAAAUAACCAAGCGAUGACAAAGCUCUUCUGAUGUACAGCUAUUGGAUUGAAAAAUAAUUAAUUAUUGUAAAAUUUUGUUUUUGGUAUUAAUAUGUAAGAGCACUAAUAUGUUUUAUAUUUGGUACAAAUGUGUGCUAUUCUAUUUGUACCUUAUGUAGAUAAAUAUUACAGCUAUAAUUUUCUUUUCUCAUGUGAAGUCGCAUUAUUCUGCGUUUUUAUAGAUUAGGUUGUUGUAAGCUAAUUUGCACGAAUAGAAGCUAACAUUGUAGAUAUUUUGAUGAGUGAUCUCGAAGUUACAUAAGUAAACUGUACAGACGUACGACCGUAGUAUGAGGAAGGGUGUUGCGGUAGUAAAGCAGUGAGUUGCUAACGUAGUUGUAAGGGUAUAAUGUUAUAUAAGAAUCUAGACCUCUGUCCAUACAGAUAAGUCACAAUAUUAUUAACACCCAUUGGGAAUCAUUAAUUAUUACCGUCGAGUGUGAUAGUAGUAAAAUUUAUAAAACAUGUUUCUGUACCUUCUCGUUAGUUAUAGUAGAUAGCAAUGUCAGUGUAGAUGUCUAGAUGUUAGUGAAUAAAACUAAAGUUCUAGGUUGGCUAACAAUUAAAUCCGCCUAUUAUUUUUCGGCGCCAAUAACAUGUCCUUCUUCAUUAAGGUUUAUGAAUAUAUUUUUUUCUUGGUAAAA
Plutella xylostella (diamondback moth) is the source of this 2870-nucleotide messenger RNA. It is a transcript of the gene Maf1, whose product is annotated as repressor of RNA polymerase III transcription Maf1. Gene Ontology annotation, molecular function: RNA polymerase III core binding. Gene Ontology annotation, biological process: negative regulation of transcription by RNA polymerase III. Lineage: Eukaryota; Metazoa; Arthropoda; Insecta; Lepidoptera; Plutellidae. The record is from RefSeq and is a predicted model, not a curated record. Gene Ontology annotation, cellular component: nucleus.